This is a messenger RNA of Pollicipes pollicipes, 600 nucleotides long. RefSeq lists its product as uncharacterized. The transcript is spliced from 3 exons. Bases 1 to 600 code for a protein of 199 amino acids. The record is from RefSeq and is a predicted model, not a curated record. NCBI's taxonomy places the organism in Eukaryota, Metazoa, Arthropoda, Thecostraca, Pollicipedomorpha, Pollicipedidae.
AUGUCGGCCCUCACCGAGGAGGACCUCCAGUUCUUCCACGACGCGGCCAAGGGGGAGGUGCUCCGCUACGACAAGAACCGACCCCAGAAUGUGGAAUGCCACCACGGCCGGCUGGACGACGAGCUAUGGUGCGUCUGCGACAAGGGGUGGAUGUCCUCGCCCCUGGACCGGGCUUCCUUCCAGCCGUCCUCCUCCGUCUACCACAUGUGCAACAUCAAGGUGGUGAAGCCGUCAGACGAAGCGGCGCAGAACAGGGCCGCCUCCAACUGGCUCUUCACGCUCGCCAUCGGCUCCGUGAUCGUGGGCCUGCUGUGCAUAGCGCUGACGCUCUACUGCGUCCAGUGGUGGAUGGACCACCGGCACCGACGUGCCGAGUCCCGGCCGGCCUCCGAGGAGCUCGUGCCCCUGGCGGCGGCCGGCCGAAGCUCGCUGUCCGGGUCGGACGACUCGCUGACCUCCGACCUUUCGCAGCGGCGGCCGACGGGGUUCGCGCCCCGCGGCAGUGUCGCCAAGAGCGUGCGCAUCGCGUCUCAGCCAACCGUGUACGGCCGAGCGGGGAGUGUGCACAGCUCGGAGCUCACGGCCACCGACACAGAGUAG